GUUAUAUAUAAGAUACGUUUGAUUUUUGAAUAUCAUUUCACACAAACUAGAAACAUGAGCGAAAUUAGUGUAGCUGACAGUAAAUACGGGUUUGACCUUGAUAACAGAGAUCCAACAGGGAAAAACGAACAUGUCAGGGUUUGGUUUGAAGACGCAUUUGCGGAGCCGGAUGGAACUCACUCAGUAAAAGGUGUUUGGUCGUGUAGUUACAAAACUUUUCGAUGUGCUAAAAGUUGCUGGUACAUCUUUUUAUCGAUUUUAUGCGGUGGGCCUUGCGCCCUCUUGUGGGGAUUUGUGUUUGCUUGUCAGAGUUGCUACCACAUUUGGUGUAUUGGACCGUGUGUCAAAGCAAUGACGAUUGACUUGGGUUGUUGUAAGUUCUGCUGGUCGACCUGCGUCCGCUGUUGGCUCGAUCCAUGCUAUGAAGCUGUUGGCCGAAUGUUCGGCGACAUAAAGUUCCGUCACAAAUACGAAGUUGUUUAAUUGUAGCCUAUACAUUUCGUUUUGUAAAUAUUGUGCGAUGAUUUAUUAUUGUUAUACUGAUGAAACCUGGUACACCCAUAAUUUUAAUGACUUAAGUUGGAAAGGAUACCUUACAUGAAUGUGUACCACUGUAUAAAUGCCAUACGCUAAAUUUUAAAAUAUGAACAGCCCGACUAGUUAAC
Ciona intestinalis (vase tunicate) is the source of this 665-nucleotide messenger RNA. RefSeq names its product caveolin-3-like. Gene Ontology annotation, cellular component: caveola. Gene Ontology annotation, molecular function: molecular adaptor activity. NCBI's taxonomy places the organism in Eukaryota, Metazoa, Chordata, Ascidiacea, Phlebobranchia, Cionidae. The record is from RefSeq and is a predicted model, not a curated record. Gene Ontology annotation, biological process: caveola assembly.